Messenger RNA from Histoplasma capsulatum G186AR, 2007 nucleotides. RefSeq names its product nucleoside transporter. The record is from RefSeq and is a predicted model, not a curated record. Lineage: Eukaryota; Fungi; Ascomycota; Eurotiomycetes; Onygenales; Ajellomycetaceae. The coding region runs from base 1 to 1860 and encodes 619 amino acids. Gene Ontology annotation, cellular component: fungal-type vacuole membrane; plasma membrane. The transcript is spliced from 5 exons. Gene Ontology annotation, molecular function: nucleobase transmembrane transporter activity; nicotinamide riboside transmembrane transporter activity. Gene Ontology annotation, biological process: nucleoside transmembrane transport.
AUGGCUGCCACGAGACACGAAAAGGACGUCCAUAGCCAGAUAUUCACGUGGUGUCAUACUCCUGAGAGAACAGCUGGGAAAGGAUUCAUCCGCCCACAGCCGCAUUUCCGGCAUAUGCACCAACAUGGGCAAAGUGCAAGAGUACCUCAUACGCAUUAUAUCCCUGCAAAAGGCGGGGAUGGAGGUUAUUUUGGGUUAAGGUUUUGUUUAAGGGUGUGUGUGGUCAAUAAUAAUGCAUGCACAGGCGCAUGUGUCCGCGAGAAGGAAGGGGGUGGUUUGCCCCCAGCCAGGUUGGCUCAGGCACGUGAUUCACCACCUCCAGACUCCAGCUUCACCAUCGAGUUGUCAAGCAUCUCCAGGAUACAGAUAGGUAUAUCCGCGCACCCGGUGGCUAACGUCCAACGAUGCUUUAAUAACCUCUGUCCUAACGGCCGCUUGACUGCUGUUUGGGUUUCUCUUCGGCUAACGAUGCUUGAAAAUCGUCUGAGGAGCCUGCUUAAUCGGCAUCGGCAGCAGUCGUACGAGCAAUUGCGGAACGAAACUGAUGCAGGCGACAUUAGUGAUGGAGUGUCACGUAGAGAUAGCGGGAGGGUCCACCAGCUGGAGGACUACUCGGACUCUCCCUUCUCAUGGCUUGAAUACUCAAUGUUCUUCUGGAUGGGGGUAAACAUGCUUUGGGCUUGCAGCAGCUCCAUACUUCCAGCUCCGAUUCGCAUCCAACACCUGGAUCAUGACCAAUUUCCAAUCCUGUAUCCUAUCCGUCUCCUGCGUCACCAAUCUAUUAAAAAUGCAUCGUAUUCUCAUCGCGUAAUCUUCUCCCUCAUUCUUAACAUCACAAUCUGUACCUUGCUCGCCAUCUCUGCCAUUCUAUUCCGGGAUGUCUCCAUCCCUAUCUACUUCGCAUUCCUACUCUUCAUGGUGCUUGGUGCCAGUCUUGCAACCGGAUUCAACCAGAAUGGGAUGUUCGCUUAUGCCUCCGGAUUUGGGAGGACCGAAUAUACACAAGCUCUUAUGGCAGGGCAGGGUGUAGCCGGUGUUUUGCCCUGUAUCGUCCAAAUUGUUUCCGUACUCGCCGUACCCGAGCAGAGUGAAAGCGUAAGCGAUCGUGUUGUCCAGUACAAAUCGGCCAAGUCUGCAUUUGCGUUCUUCCUCACCGCGACUCUAGUAUCUGUCAUCGCAUUCUUCUCUUUCUUUUACCUUCUCCGCCGACGAAGGAAAUCAUUAUCUCUCACCCUUAAGAACGCCACCACUCUCGGACCCGACGACGAGGAACUCGAAUCCACCAUCACCGCCCAACCCAAAAUAUCCCUACCGCUCUGGAUCCUCUUCCAAAAACUCCGUUGGAUGGCGCUAGCCGUCUUCCUCUGUUUUACCGUCACAAUGGCCUACCCGGUCUUCACAAACCAGAUCCAGAGCGUCAGAAACUCCAACUCCACCCCAGAUGGAAGCCAGCAUAUUCCCCGACUAUUCCAGCCAACCAUUUUCAUCCCCGUAGCCCUCCUAUUCUGGAACUCUGGCGACCUGGUCGGCCGACUCAUCAUCCUGAUCCCUCAAAUAAGUCUAACACACCGGCCAUUCCUGCUCUUCCUCCUCUCUAUAGCACGCUUCAUCUUCAUUCCCCUCUACAUGAUCUGCAAUGUAAACGGACGCGGCGCCUGGAUAGACAGCGAUAUUUUCUACCUAGUUAUCGUGCAGUUUCUUUUUGGCGUGUCCAACGGGUAUAUUGGUGGAGCGUGUAUGACGGGUGCGGCUGAGUGGGUGGCUGUUGAGGAACGAGAGGCUGCGGGCGGGUUUAUGGGCUUUAUGCUUGUCGCUGGGUUGACCUCGGGGAGUUUCCUGAGCUUUUUGUUUGCUAGUUAGGUUCUAUUUUAGCAUGCUGGUCUGUUUUCGGUUUUCAUCAAUUAUACAACUAUGUACUGAGCUUGAUGGCUCUACGUGGCUACUUUCCCAUGCAUUCCUUUCCCGUUAGAAUGAUUAAGAUGGUCUAUUGGAUAUAUUUUUCUCUUU